This is a messenger RNA of Saitoella complicata NRRL Y-17804, 1309 nucleotides long. RefSeq lists its product as uncharacterized. Bases 138 to 1079 code for a protein of 313 amino acids. The record is from RefSeq and is a predicted model, not a curated record. The transcript has a single exon. Lineage: Eukaryota; Fungi; Ascomycota; Saitoellomycetes; Saitoellales; Saitoellaceae.
UCCGUGGCUCCUCCGUCGCGGUCGACGAGAGCUUCCCGCUCUCAACCUUUCCUACACCAAAGUCCAGAGACCAAGGACACCAGCACCUCCCUCCCUCCAGCGGUAGACCAUCAGAGGGUUGGUCGCAGCAAAUAACAAUGGAGACAAUCGUUAUCCUCUCCGGUCCAAUCCGAAUCAGAACCACCUCGACGCAACCACCAACCACACCCGAAGAUGCCCCGUCCAUGUCACGCUCCACCUCCCUCCCCAUUCCAGACUCCACAUCCUCGAAGGUCGACCAAUCCCAACCGUUCCGCUCCCUCCGCAUCAAGAAAUCCUCCGCAGCGAUCCUCGCCCGUUCAUCCGUCCUCGCCGACAAUCUCGCACGCGACGCAGCAUUCACCCCACCACGACACCCCCUCAGCACCCGCGACCGGGAUCGCGUAACAAGCGGCCCAGGCCUCCUUGAACGGUCAGGGAAAUUGGAGGAAUCGUUGAAACGAGAUGCAAAGACACCCCCGAAACCACGGAAACCGGCACUGAUCAGUGCAGUGAAACCCCUCGCUCUCGAGGACGAUAUAAAGGACAGAUUAGCACGCGCGGUCAGCGGGAGUCUAGAACUGAAACAGAAAGCGGAAAAGGAAAGGGAGAAGACGGAGCAGGAACGAUUCGUGGAGACUGUGGAGGAGAAAUCGAAGAAUUGGAUCGUGAGGCGGGAAGCGUUACCCGUACCCAAGAAAGUGUCGAUACCGUCGUUUUUGCAACAAUGGGAUCAGGCAUUUCAGUCACAGACGCAGCAACAACCAUCACAGCCUGUUUCGCCGGUGGAGUCUGCGGCUUCUACCACGACCUCCUCAUCGACUCGCACACUGAAGGAUUAUACCGCAUUUAUCCCGAUUCCAGAGGAAGAGGCACCAGCACCACAGGUCCGGGCAGCACCGAAGAAGGUGUUACGUGUGGUGCCGUAUGCGAAUGUGAACGUGUCGACUGGAGUGGAUGGCAUCAGAAGGGAAAGGGAGAGAGAGGUUAGGAGUGUUAGUGAGGGGAGUUCGAGGGUUAGAGAUCUCGCGGCGAGGUUUGCUAGGAUUGGAAGUGAGUAAAGACCGGGGUUCCCUGCGUGUGAAGGGUUGUUUGGUUUUCUGAACGCCGACAAGGACAGGUGAGGACUAUGGGGUCGUGUGGACUAUGGGAGUUUGGUUUCGUUUUGUUUUGAAUAUCCUUAAUGGUAACGAAACUGCGCUUGCUUUUGGUAAGCAUGAAUUGAGCGUUUCUUUCAACUAUCCUUGGAUGAACUUGCAAAGGCCAGCUACCCAACCAUUACACGCGACGG